Molecule: messenger RNA, 1513 nt
Organism: Paramecium sonneborni
Lineage: Eukaryota; Ciliophora; Oligohymenophorea; Peniculida; Parameciidae
Source: the annotation of a GenBank genome assembly
AUGGAUUAGAAUAAUACUUUAUAACCUGGUUUGAUUAUUGAUUAAAGAUUUAAACUAUUAAAGAGAAUUGGUAGUGGUAGUUUUGGAAUAGUUUAUCUAACAUUUGAUUUAGAAGAGAAAGAGUAUUAUGCAGCUAAAUUUGAAAAUAGAAAUAUGUAAAUGAGAAUGAUGAAUAGAGAAAUUUUAAUAUUAAAACAAUUAAAAGGAAUAAAUGGUAACAUAAUUUUAAUUCUAUUAUUUUUUUAGGAUUUCCAGAAUUAGUACAUAAUGGAAAAGAUCGCUAAUAUACUUAUUACAUGAGUACAUUAUUAGGAGAUAAUCUAGAGAUUUUAUUAAAAAAAUGUGGAGGUAAGUUUUCCAUUUAAACUACAGUAUAAUUAGCAAUUUAAUUGAUAGAUCGUUUAGAAGGUUUUGUUUUAUUUAAUAAACAUUAUAGUUUUUCAUAGUAUGAAUUUUAUUCAUCGUGAUAUUAAACCAGAAAAUUUUUUGAUUUCUAGAGAAGAUUCUUCUUUAGUAUAUUUAAUUGAUUUUGGUUUAUCUAAAUAUUAUAGAGCAAUUGAUGGAAAACACAUAGAAUUUACUUAAAAAACAGGAGUUAUAGGUACUGCUCGUUAUGCUAGCAUAAAUACAUUAUAAUGUAUAAAUAUUUUUAUUUUUUAGGGAUGGAAUAAUCAAGAAGAGAUGAUUUAGAAAGUUUAGGUUACAUGUUAAUUUAUUUAGUUAAAGGGGAAUUACCAUGGUCUAAUGUUAAAGCAAUUCAUAAAGAAGAUAAAUAUGAUCAAAUACUUCAAAUUAAAAUGGGUAUUCCUCUUAUUUAACUUUGUUUCAAUUUACCUAAAGUAUAUAUUUAAUCAUUUAUAUUUCAUAGUGUUUCAUAUAUUACUUUUAGCAUGUCAAAUCGCUUCUAUUUUAACAAUAACCAAAUUAUUCUCAUUUAAGAAAUCUAUUUGAAAAACAACUUUAGGAAUAUGAUCAUUAACUUUAUGAUUGGGAAUUUAAAUAAAUGGAAUCAUAAACUUAAGACAUUCUUAUUGAUCCUAAUUCCAUACCUAAUAUUAGAUUAUAAUUAUCUGAUAUUGAUUUAGUUCCUCCUGUUGAUGAAGAAGGAGAAGCUUUUCAUCUAAAAUAAGAUAAUUAACACAAUCUUAAAUUCAUGAAAUAAUUACAUGAAAAAUACUAUGAUCAUAAUACUUUUAAACAUGAAAAUAAACUUUAAUUAUUAAAAAAUACAUCUAUUGAACCUAAAAGUUAAGCCACGAGCAAAUAAAAUAAUUAUUAAAUUAGUAAUCACACCUUAAUUCAAGUAGAAUCAUAACCAUAUAUUCAUAACAAUCCUAAUCAGUUCACUAAAAGAAAAGAUUCUAAAUCUUAUACUUCAUUUAAAUAAAGUUAAGAACAUAAAGAAAAUAGAAAAUUUAGAUAAUCAAAUGAUGAUUAUGAUCUAGAUAUGGCUAAUGUUGAUGGACCUAAUUUAGACUUAAAAAAUCUCGAAGUUAAUUACUUUUUAAAAUGA